AUGGUUCUACGUGGAUGCCAAUUAAUUGGGAAGGCGGUCGGUUCUGUUCUAAGAUUCCUGUCUAAGUUCCUGGAUUAUAUUGAUAUUGAUGAUCUAGGGCUGAAUGACGACGAUGCCCUUGAAGCCCUUCCCCUAAUGGAUGCGAUCCUUAGAGAGGAAUUUACUGCUGUGGAAGAUGGAUCUACUAUAGAAGAUAGACCUAAGAUACCAACUCCACUUUCAAUUAAAGCAAAGGGUGGUCUUAUAGCAUUGGAAUUUGAACAUGUUGCUGAGCUUCCUAAGUAUCCUCGGUCACAUGAACAAGGCUAUGCUUAUUUGAUCGAUCUUAAGGGUAUUCCAGAAGAUAAGAUCUCUAAUCGAGUUAAUUCUAUUGUGCAUUACGAGACUUAUAUUGGAGAAAUUUAG
Molecule: messenger RNA, 405 nt
Organism: Penicillium taxi
Lineage: Eukaryota; Fungi; Ascomycota; Eurotiomycetes; Eurotiales; Aspergillaceae
Exons: 5
Coding region: 1-405 (134 amino acids)
Source: RefSeq, a predicted model, not a curated record